This is a messenger RNA of Drosophila serrata, 2668 nucleotides long. It is a transcript of the gene dbf, whose product is annotated as doublefault. NCBI's taxonomy places the organism in Eukaryota, Metazoa, Arthropoda, Insecta, Diptera, Drosophilidae. Gene Ontology annotation, cellular component: nucleus. The record is from RefSeq and is a predicted model, not a curated record. Gene Ontology annotation, molecular function: nucleic acid binding; zinc ion binding.
UUUCAAUCAUCGAAAAAAGGUCGUCCGGCAGCAAUUGUGUUCUGUUAUGUAGUUUUCGACUGGUGGAUAAACCUUUCACACAUUUUCAACACCAAUCCCAACAAAUUCAAAUGUUUCGCCAACAUUUCGUAUUAAAAUAGAAGCACAAACAACUAAGAAGCGGUCGAGGAAUUUCGCGAGGCCCCAAGUGUAGUUGAAAAAACCCAUCUGACAGCACCCGAGUUCUCAAUUUUCUAUAGAAAAGCGAACGAAAACCCAAGUAGCAAGUGCCCCCGAGUGAAGACCAAGUCAAAGUGACCAUCGACGACGGACCAGAUGCGCCAGCCAAGACAACCGCUCCAAAGUCCAGCCGAGUCCACAAACUGAAAUCCCCCAGCCAGCCGGAGAAACCAACCAAUUCGAACCAAGAGUCCAGGUGAUAUGUGGUACCAAAAGCAUACUAUGAACCCGCAGCCCUGUGUACCGGUGGUGCACGAACAGAUCGCGCUGCAGUGCGCCCGGAGCAUUUUGCGGAUGACCUCCACUCUGCCACAGCCACCGUCUCGCACUCCGUCCGGUCAUGUGCCCAUCCUGGUGGAGCUGCGAUGCACAGACGAGCCCACCGUCUACCGCUAUCAGGUUAAUAUGCCGUCCUGGAGCCUCUGGCCGCAGGAGCCAAAGCCGCCGUCGUCGUCGGACAGCAGCUCCGAUCCCGAGUUGCAGGUGCUAAUGCUUCCAGAAUCAACGGACUCGCUGGUCCCAAAGUUGCCGGAAAUACCACCCUGUCCCAUGCACGGGCCCUCCGGCCGGGAUGCAAUGCCGGUGUCAACAAAACCCUUGGUGAUGAGCCAAUCCUUUGUGCAUGUGGUCGACCCAUUGGAUUUCUCGGUCAACCCGACCAUCAUAACCACCUGCAGUGCCCCACCCAUGGCCGGCAAGGUCGCUGACUCCAUUCAGGAGCACUUUGAGGCCACUCUAUUUGAGGAGCGGCAGAGUCCGCUGUCCUACGAAAACAUCUGGCUGCCGGAUGAUCCGGAAGCUGUCACAGCUUCUGCUUCAGAUUCAGCUUCAGCUUCAGUUUCAGCGUCAGCUUCAGCUUCAUAUUAUACUCCAGCUUCAUCCCCAAUCUCAUUGUCACCGCGGCGUUACCAGGAUGUGCCACCGCCGACCCGACGCUUUCCACAACAGCUCUUCCUGGACGAGAACAACGAGUACGUGGACUCCAGCGAGGAGCGUCCAACUAAUGGGCCUAGAACCGAGGCCGCAAUAACUCGGAGCGAGUGGGCUAGAAUCCCCGAACUGUGUCUGGAUAGCAAUGGGGAGUAUGUGCCAAAUCAGCUGCUCCAGCGUCCUCUCAAUGGUUACCGGCUGGAGAACCAGCCAGUGCAGCAUCCUCCCAGGCAGCAGCAGCAACAGCACCAGCAGCAACAGCAGCCCCACCAGCAGAUGCACCACCAGAAGCAGCAGCAGCCGCCGGCCCACCCUCCCAUGAGACUUAACGGCCUCAACGGUUUCAAGACCCCAAAGAGCUUCCCCCCUCAACUCAACGGUAUCCACAAGAACGGCUAUAAGCCGGCUGACCAGUAUAUGGCCUACACCGAUCAGGACAAAGUGAUGCGUCUGCGCUUCCAGGAGCACUUCAACGACUGGUCGAAGCAGGUGCCGGCCCGAGGCGAGCAGCAUAUGGAGCGAUUGAUAAAUCAAAUGACAACGGAGCCCCUGCCGCGUGUCACAGGAAAUCUGUUUCUAGAUGCUGUUGUGCCGGCGGAGGCACUGCCGCAGCCCCACAGCUACCGGGAGCCGCCGACGUUCUUCCGCUGGAAUUACUGCACUCUGUGCCAUACGGCCAUGCGGACUGUCCGCAACUCAGUUGACCAUUAUACAUCGCGGGCCCAUGAGCGACGGGUCAGCACCUUUCUGGGCCGCUUGCGUUUUGACAAGAAUCUGUCCACAAACCCGGCCCUGGGAGAUAUCCUAGCACUGCCGGAGCAAGUGCUUCGUUUCUUGCAUAAGGACCGCCCCUCGGAUCUCUACUGUGACCUGUGCGACCUUCGACUCACCUCGAUUAUCCAUGCCGAGCAGCACUUUUUCGGUCGUCGCCACCGCCAGAUGGAGCGUCAGAUGAGCGAGGAUCACGGCAUUUACACCAUGCAGAGCCACUGGAUGCGCAAGGACACCAAGUUGCUGAUGUGCGAGCUGUGCGACGUGAGCAUCACGUCCGAGUCUCAGAUGGCCAUGCACAUCUCUGGCAUUCGCCACCGGAAGCGUGCCCACAUAGCACGAGCACGUGGCAUCUUUGGCCUGGGCCCGAUACCCGUCGAUGGCAGCCACAUGUUCGAGAUCAACAACAAUGGCACCCUGGCACCGUUGCGUCCGCAGGUUUCCAGCGCCAUCCAGUACCGCCCUUGGGGCGACCCCAGUGCCGCCUACUACUGUGAGGCAUGCAACGUGACGCUGAACCACCUGAAGUCGGUGAGGCAGCACGAGAACGGGCGCAUGCACCAACGCAACCUGGUGCGCCUGCCACAGAAGUGAUCAGGAUCAAGGAUGAUCGAGAGGAACAACAUUGAGUGAUGUUAGUAUGGAAGUAGCAGAGAGCAGUUCGAUUUAACCACCCCAGUCCGGAUCGAAGAAGCCGGUCCGCGUUGCAGUGCUGCGUGUUAAUUGCAAUUUAUUUUUGAUCUAUAUA